Molecule: messenger RNA, 1589 nt
Organism: Dendronephthya gigantea
Lineage: Eukaryota; Metazoa; Cnidaria; Anthozoa; Malacalcyonacea; Nephtheidae
Product: multiple epidermal growth factor-like domains protein 9
Exons: 3
Coding region: 210-1565 (451 amino acids)
Source: RefSeq, a predicted model, not a curated record
UUUAGGAAAUGAAACAAAGUUCAGGUAUAUCAUUCUCAAUAAUUGCAUUGUGAUGAAUAAUUAAUAUCUAUCUUUGCGAAGACGACGUAGAGUUGUGCUUUCGUAGACGCAAAGACUGAGUAGACACGGAUCGUCGGUCUUGUACUUCAACAUGUCAAAAACACCCGGCUAAAAUCAGUGGGGAACAAAAUAUAAACAGAAAAAACAUCAUGGAAAUGCUACGAUCGUUAUCUCUGUGGUCCAAUUACAACUUAUCGUGCUUAUUUUGUUUUAUUGUACUCGUAUUGAAUACCUGUCCGCUUGUUUAUAGCGGCAAGAACUCAACAGUAUCCGAAUGUCAUUGUAACUCUUCAAUAACUGGUUGUAACUGUACAGAGGGCACAAAUAACUGUACAACUGGAUUUGAUUUUGUGAAUGGAACUUGCGUCAAGUGUGUUUGCAAUUCUACAAAAAUGCAAACCGACUGUAAUUGUUCGUCUGGAUCUGAGCCAGAAAACAAGCUCACAUGCCUCCCAGGACAAUUUUUGUCAACUUCAAGUCACAAAUGUGAAAACUGUAGUUGUAAUGUACAUACAAGUUUGAACAAUAAUUGCAGCAACAAAACAGGGCAAUGUGCUUGCCAGGAACAUGUCACAGGGCAACAUUGCAGAGCUUGUGCUACAAAUUUUACAGCAAAUUAUACAAAUUCUGGAGAACUUUUCAAUUGCCUUAAACCAUGCCAGAAGGGUUUCAAAAAAGCAGCAAGAAAUGAAUGUGUCAAAGAAAACUCCACAAUUUCAAUGUCUUCCACAAAUGUAUUGAUUUCCAGCUCUUAUGAUAUACCAAUACCACCAACAGAUAAAAUGUUGAAUUCCAGAAUAACAAGUACAACAGUGUUAACCAUUAUGUCAACUAGCAUACAAUCAACCUGGAAGAUACCAUCAACUUAUCUUGUUCCAGCUCUUAAUUCAUCACCACUAACCACACCUUUACCAUCAAACACCAGAUCAUUAGCCACCAAAAAAUUGACAAAUUUGCAAAUACUAUCAUCAACAGCUAAGACUUCAUCACUAUCAUUAAUUCCUUCACUGUCAUCAUCAUCAACAUUAUCACCAUCAGUGUUAUCAUCAGCAUCAAUACCAUCCUCACCAGCAGUGAAUCCACCACUAGUUACAACCAAAACUCCCAGAACAAGAACAGACAAAGUCCCAACCACUGGUCAUGAACCUACCAAACCAAGAACACAAACAGACAUAUCAUCAAGUGAAAAACCAACAACUCAAGUACACCAUACAAAAAUGCCUGCUAAAGACGAUGGUCCGGACGUUGUGGUGAUAGUCCUUACCUGUGUUGGUGUGAUUGUAAUCCUCGCUGUGGCAAUUGCAGUCGGAUGCUGGUGUCUACGUUCAAAACGGAAGCCAUCUACCCCAUUUUGGACUGUAGAGUUAUCUAACACAAGAAACAACGAAGAAUCAGACUUUGCAUUGUUAGAUCCGGUGACAGAUGAACCACAUAAGAAGCCUAACGACACAAACGAAGCUGAUGCUACCAUCACUGAACAUGCAAGAUAUUAUGCUUACAUUUAGGGCGAAGAACAAUGUCCGAGUAUC